AUGUCCAUGGACGAGAAGAACCCAAAGGACCUCGUGAGCUCGGCUGCGUCCGACCACGAUGCCUCGUCCUCCGGCUCCGUCGACGGGGCCUGGAAGUUCCUCAACGACCACCGCGAGGCCGGCGGCGACACCAGCUCGGUCGACAUCAAUGCGCUCCGCCGCAAGAUUGACUGGCACAUCGUGCCCCUCAUGUUCGGAUGCUACACGAUGCAGUUCCUGGACAAGGUCAUCCUCAACUACGCGGCCGUGAUGGGUCUUAACAAGGACCUCAAGCUGGUCGGAAACGACUUCUCCAACAUUGCCACGUUCCUCUUCGUGGGUUUGUUGUGCUUCGAGAUUCCAAACAUCUACUUUCUCCAGAUGGUUCCCGCCGCCAAAUGGCUGGGCAUCAACGUGAUCCUCUGGGGCACCGCGACCGCCUGCGGUGCCGCCGCCCACAACUACACCUCCCUGCUCGUCUCGCGCGUCUUCCUGGGAAUCUUCGAGGCGACCAUCGGCCCGUCCCUUAUGCUUAUCAGCUCCCAGUGGUACACCAAGUCCGAGCAGGCCCCGCGCUUCUCCUUCUGGUACCUGGGCCUCCGCCUCGGCCAGAUCCUCGGCGGCGCCAUCUCCUACGGCUUCCAGCACGUCGCCCCCGGCGCNCUCGGCCUCGGCCAGAUCCUCGGCGGCGCCAUCUCCUACGGCUUCCAGCACGUCGCCCCCCGCGCCGGCCUCGCGGGCUGGCGCAUCAUGUUCGUCGUCCUCGGCUGCGUCACCGUCACCAUNGUCGCCCCCGGCGCCGGCCUCGCGGGCUGGCGCAUCAUGUUCGUCGUCCUCGGCUGCGUCCCCGUCACCAUCGGCCUGACCACGUUGUUUUUCGUCCCGGACACCCCGAUGAAGGCCCGCUGGCUGAGCGACACCGAGAAGGUCGCCCUGCUGAAGCACGUCAGCGUCAACCAGACCGGCAUCGAAAGCCGCAAGUUCCGUCCCAAGCAGAUCCUCGAGGCGCUCAUGGACCCUCAGAUGUACCUGAUGACCAUUGCCGUUGUCCUCCUUUCCGUCUCCAGCGGUGUCGUCACCACCUACUCUGCCACUCUUAUCCGCAACCUGGGCUACGACUCCAAGCACGCCGCCCUGAUGAACAUGCCCUCCGGUGUUGUGAGCAUCUUCUUCACGCUCCUCGUCGGAUACGGUAUUCGCUACCAGUCGAACCGCUGGGCCUGGAUUGUCGCCUGCAUCAUCCCAGCCAUCAUCGGUGGCGCUCUGAUGUCUUUCCUCCCCGUGAGCAACCGCGCCGGCUGCCUCGCGGGCAUCUACCUCGUCAACGCCGUCGUCGCUCCGUUGACCGUGUUCUACGCCUGGACCGCCGCCAACUUUGGUGGCGCUACCAAGCGCGCCUUCGCCGCCGCCAUCGUCAGCGGAUCCUUCUCCCUCGGCAACAUUAUCGGCCCGCAGACCUUCCAGGCCCGCGACGCCCCCGACUACCGCCCGGCCAAGAUCGCCGUCAUGGGCACCCAGGCCGGCUGCGCCGUCGUCACGCUGGCCCUGUACGCCUACUACCGCUGGGAGAACAAGAGACGCGGGGCCAAGCAGCAGUCCGAGGACGCCUUCAUGGCCCCCGAGGUCUGGGCCUCGAUGACUGAUAAGGAGAACAAGCAGUUCCGCUACAGCUACUAG
Molecule: messenger RNA, 1656 nt
Organism: Colletotrichum gloeosporioides
Lineage: Eukaryota; Fungi; Ascomycota; Sordariomycetes; Glomerellales; Glomerellaceae
Product: putative transporter
Exons: 6
Coding region: 1-1656 (551 amino acids)
Biological process (GO): transmembrane transport
Cellular component (GO): membrane
Molecular function (GO): transmembrane transporter activity
Source: RefSeq, a predicted model, not a curated record